GUUUGUUGACAAACUGAAAUAAUAAUGAAAGCGUUAUCGUUAUCGAAAAUCAGAACAUUUUUCGCAAUUUUGUGAAUUUCAUUUAAAAUUUCUUGUGUGAAAUGUAAGCUAAUUGUUAAAAAACGUAAUUCUUUAUUUAGAAAGUUAAUAGUGCCGUAUGUAACUGUGAAAAUGCCUGUCGAUAUUAACAGAUUGACGGAAGGAUGGCUCGAACUUGAGAGUGAUCCUGGGUUGUUUACCUUGCUUUUAGAGGAUUUUGGAGUGAAAGGAGUGCAAGUGGAAGAAAUUUAUGAUCUCCAAAAACCUAUUGAUGGCCCCGUCUAUGGAUUCAUUUUCCUGUUCCGGUGGAUAGAGGAGCGGCGAUCCCGUCGCAAGGUUAUCGACCAAAGCGAUCUUUUUGUCAAGGACGAAGAAGUUGUCAACAACAUUUUUUUCGCUCAACAAAUGGUUCCAAACAGUUGUGCUACCCACUCUCUCUUGUCAGUAUUGUUGAAUUGCCCAAAUAUUCAUUUAGGUGAAACCCUUAGUCGGCUAAAAGCUCACACAUCUGGAAUGUGCCCGGAAAAUAAAGGAUGGGCUAUCGGUAACACUCCAGAACUUGCGAAAGCACACAACUCUCAUGCCAUGCCUCAAGCAAAGCGACGGUUAGACAAAUCUAGCAACACAGUCAGCACUGGAAGGUACACAGGUGAGGCAUUCCAUUUUGUGAGCUAUGUUGCCAUUAAUGGUAGACUCUUUGAACUUGAUGGUUUGAAACCUUAUCCCAUGGACCAUGGACCGUGGUAUGAAAAUGAAGACUGGACCGAUAAGUUUCGUAACAUCAUCGGAGAUCGAUUAGGAAUAACAGAUGGCUCUCAGAUGACAGACAUUCGAUUCAACCUGAUGGCAGUAGUUCCUGACCGAAGGCUAGCCCUCACUUACAAAUUAAACAUGUUGAAAACUAACAGACAAAUAGUGCUGGAAGCUCUUCAACAGCUUGUUAAGAGCAACAGAUCCACAUCACCUGAAGAUGCGAAUCGACCCAACAGUAGUGCUUCUGAAACAAGUAAGAAGGAUUCCUCCUGCGAAGAAAAAGAACAGUACAACCUAGACAGUAGUGCUUCAAUCGAAGAUGUAUUAGAUUUGGCCACACCAAACAAAAUACAAGCAAACUACAUGACGCCGUCAAAAAAUCUGAACUCAUCAGACCCAAGCGGUGAAAAAUCCUUGGAUAAAGAUACGUCGAUUGCCAGCGAUAAUCAGAAUAAUCUAUCUAAAAUAUCUCUAGUUAUCACUCCUCCUGAGAAUCAAACAGAUUAUUCUUUGCCAUUAACAAUUCAAACAUCACCAGCUCCUAGCACCUCCAGUACUGAUACUUCCUCUGAAGUUGGAUCUGCUUUUAACUCACCGGGUCAAAGCAGUCCAACAUGCUCAAAAGACUUCAAAAAAUUUGUUGUCAUACGGGUUGCAUUAGGUGGCAUGCAUGAGGAUAAGUCAAAAAAAGACUCAGGUAUCAAAAAAGUUUGUUUGGAGGCAGGUGCCUUGCCUCAAGGCUGGGAAAAACCUCCUUCAUCAAAAAUAGGCCUAAACUUCAAAACGUCUCCAACAAUAUCAAACACUAACCUGUCCCCUAAAUGUGAUAAAAUAAAUGAGAGUGAUAGCCCCUGUAAAAAAACUCCUGAAGCCCCUAGUCAUACGUUUGCGCCUAAAGACUUGCUAGCCCUGGUGAAAAGCCUUGAAGGUGAGAUUUCUAUUUGCGAAGGUAAUCUUAGGGAUGAGAAUGAAAAAAGGAAAAAGUAUAAAAUUGAUGACUGUAGGCGAACUCACAAUUAUGAUGAGUUUAUUUGUACGUUUUUGUCCAUGUUAGCUCAUGAAGGUACGCUUGCAGAUUUGGUUCUCCAGCAACAACAGUGUUUUAUUCGAAAACAGCACUCGGGUGCAGCUCAUUCAAACAAUUCUUUAAGCAACAACAGAAUAAGGAUUAGACAUAAAAACAUCAAUAAAAAGAAAAAAGCAGGGACGAAAUAUAGGAAAAGGAAGUGAAUAUUCCUACUCCUGGAAUAAUUGUAGGUUUUCUCCUGAGUUUCAAGAUGCCAAAGAUAUCUUUCAUUCGCCAUCGAAGGAUACAAAAUUAGCAUUAGCUCUUACAAAUCUAUAAUUUCAAUGUUUUAGCAUUCAUAUUCAUCAGGAUGAAAACAAAGAACUUCAAAACAAGAGUUAAUUCAAAUCUGGUAAAUUGAAAGUUAUUGUAUGUGCAUGGUGAAUUCAUUCAUCAUGUGAAAAUAACAAGUCCAAUUGACUUAGCACCAAUUUUUUUUUUGGUUAGGCAUUCUUCAAAGGACAACUUUUGCAAACCUUAAAAAAAAUUCUGUGAUGAAACUCUGGAAAUGAAUCCAUACGA
Messenger RNA from Bemisia tabaci, 2380 nucleotides. RefSeq names its product ubiquitin carboxyl-terminal hydrolase calypso (gene caly). Gene Ontology annotation, cellular component: cytoplasm. Gene Ontology annotation, biological process: ubiquitin-dependent protein catabolic process; protein deubiquitination. The record is from RefSeq and is a predicted model, not a curated record. Gene Ontology annotation, molecular function: cysteine-type deubiquitinase activity. NCBI's taxonomy places the organism in Eukaryota, Metazoa, Arthropoda, Insecta, Hemiptera, Aleyrodidae.